Drosophila erecta is the source of this 1367-nucleotide messenger RNA. RefSeq lists its product as uncharacterized. Lineage: Eukaryota; Metazoa; Arthropoda; Insecta; Diptera; Drosophilidae. The transcript is spliced from 3 exons. The record is from RefSeq and is a predicted model, not a curated record. Bases 290 to 967 code for a protein of 225 amino acids.
AUACCAGACGUGCCGUGGUUGCCAGACCAAAUCCAAAAUUAUUGCUAGCGUACGCUUUGAGAAAAAAUAUCCGUUUAGUCUUCUCUGUCGAGAAAAAACAAAGGCAAAACUGUUUAUAACAAUUGCUGAAUUGUACAACAAUCAGUUGUUCCGUGAAACAAAGACUAUAUUUGCAAUCGGUCGCGCCAACAUAAUCAUAAAAGGCUGGAAUCUGGCCCUAGACUCUCCUUAAUGGUGAAAACAGCCUAGCUCCAACCCAUCCCACCGGUCUUCCACGAGCACUAUUAAGAUGAGCUUGCACACACGUGCGUUAGUCUUCUCCACCUUCUUCGGAAGCUGCCUGGCCAUCGGCCUCUUGCUCGUCAGCAUGACCACUAACCACUGGGUGCGGGCCACUCCACGCCGCAAGAACUCGGCGGACGCCAAGGGCGAAUUCAACUUCGGACUCUUUUUCGGCAGCUACCACCUGAAUCCUGGUUUUGGAGUCCGCACAAAUUCUGUUAAUGUAUACAAUUUUGUUCGGACAGAAAAUGGCGACACCAGCUUCUGGCUCUGGCUACUGACCACCUUAGGCACCGGCUUCGGACUUCUGGCCUGCGCUGUGGCCGCAAUCGCCGCUGUUCUUAAGUCAGCCUCUGCCGCCAAAAGAGGAGGCGCAAUGAUGCUGCUCCUGACUUCCAAUAUUUUCGCUGCGGGGGCGCAAAUUGUGGCGUUUGUGGCUUGGCUGGUGCAGUUCUACCAAUACUUCAUGUACAACGUUCUUUUAACCGAGCACCAGCAGCAGCACUGGUACAGCAAUGGACUGGCAUAUCUGGGUUACAGCUUCUACCUGGUCUUGGUAUCCACCGUUGUGGUGCUGCUGAAUAUCGCAAUCCUGAUGUACGCCCAGCGACGCGACCACCACGACCGCCAAUGCCUGGAGGCACCAAGUGACGAUAAAAACAAGGCCGCCAUAAUGCUGUACUAAGGGAGACGAGAAUAAUUCCAAAAUGAACCUCUACAAAUCUGCUUGGCAAACGUACGAGCAGCGACACCUAGUAAUCUCAGUGGCUCAAAUACUUGUGCCUUACUUAAUGAUGGGUUUACCUUGCCAACUGAAAUGGUCGCCUAUAUACUCAUUUCAAUUUAUGGUGUAUUCGGUUAAAUAAGCGUACAAUGACAUCGUCUGGUCUGCUGAUCUUUCGGAAUAAGAGAACCUGAAGCGAACAGCACUGCCAACACCUUCUCAUAUUUAUAUACCUUUUACAUAUGUACAUCAAUAUACUCGAAUGUAAUUUUUCUAUACAUGUAUUUACUGCCAUCGGCAGCCACGUAUUUUUAAGUGCAUAUUUACAAAUAAAGCAACAGUCAUUCUUAAAAAAUAGAAA